AUGCCGUCGCUGCGGGAGAUCAUGCUGAACCGGGCCAAGGAGCCCGCCAAGGUUCAUCCAAUGGAUCGGGCUCCACCAACUCCGUUAACAGCGGACAGUCCAAGGGCGCCCGGGACGCCCGUGGAGACACCUCAGAGGAAUGGCUAUGGCCGUCCUCCAAGGCCCAAAGCAACACCAGGAACCAAUGCCAGUCCGGGUAGUGCUGGGUCUAUGCAGCCCAGAAGGCCUAGUGAAGAGAGGCGGCCACGAGCAGCAGAUGUGGCGACACCUCAACGAGGGCGAAGAACACCAAGUGAGCCUCCACGAGGUAGACAAGAGGAUGAGGAUACUGGCACACCUGAUGGAAAGAGAGCACCAGGCAAGGUCACUUUCGGCCAAUCGCGCUCCGGAGAAGAUCCGCAUAGGCCAGGCUACAGAAAGGUUGACGAGGUCGAGCGACUGGAUACGUUGGAUGUUCUCAGGCAACGGAAGGAGGAGGUGGAGAGAGCGCAACGAGGUCUCCCUUUCAAGAUCGAGACCGUAGGGCAGAAGCAGCGAGAAAAGGAUCUGAAUGAUCGCUUGUUGCACAUUGAAAAGCUGACAGGUAUGUUCUCCAAGCCGGUGGUUUUUGUCCCGGCGGAUUCCGGGCCAAUUGCAGCUUCUUUGCCAUCUUUAGGCGAGAAAGAUCGUCACAUACAAGCAGAGGCGGCAACGGGUACCUUCUGUAGGCAUCAACAAAGGCAUGAGAAAUUGAUACUGUGA
Molecule: messenger RNA, 741 nt
Organism: Durusdinium trenchii
Lineage: Eukaryota; Dinophyceae; Suessiales; Symbiodiniaceae
Source: the annotation of a GenBank genome assembly